UUCUUUGGACCUUCGUUCUUUGUAAGUAGAUACCACAUCCCAGGCCUGGGAAUCCAGGUCGCUUUCACUGUCUGCAGGAGCGACAGGCGGACACCAGGACACCCAGAGGCUGGAAAUGGUGCGUGGGACCAGGCAUCCCAGAUGGAUGGGAGUGACGAGCGGGAGUCAGUGAGCUUUGAAGAUGUGGCCGUGACGUUCACGCAGGAGGAGUGGGCUGUGCUGGAUCCAUCCCAGAAGGAGCUGUACAAAGAUGUGAUGCAGGAAACCCUGAGGAACCUGGCCUCUCUAGGAAACAAGUCAGACAAACUGAUGGUUGUCAAUGAGUAUGAAAAUCUCUGGAGCAAACUAAGCAGCCACCUGGUGGAGAAAUUCUGUGACUAUAAUGAAAGUCACAAGUGCACAGAAAUCUUCUGCUGCGAUCCAGGGCACUCUGUGAGCUUGAAAUCUUGUCCAGGACUUGCUACAUUUGAAAAGAAUAUCUGUGAAGAAGGUAGAAUUGGCCAUUCAUCUCUGGGUGUGCCACUGAACCAUCCAGUAGGACAUAAACCUAAUGAAGGCUGGGAACAUGAACAGACCUUGUAUAAACCUAAGACGUUUGGGAGCAGCUCCACUUCGCCUCAGUCCCUUCAGAUGCAUAAAAGCACUCACACUGGAGAGAAACCUUCCAAAAAUAAGGACUAUAAAGAAGACCGUCCUUGCCUCAGAUCUGAUCAGAGGUAUGAAGAACGUGACUGUGUACAAAAAUCUUACGUGUGCAAGGAAUGUGGGAAAGACUUCACCAAUCCUAGUUCUUUACACAGACAUGAAAAGAUUCACAGUGCAAAAAAGCCCUACGUGUGUGAACUGUGUGGGAAAAGCUUCACACGGUUGGUCUACCUUUCAAGACAUAAGAUGAAUCCAACUUGCAAGAAGGCUUUUCUGUGUAAUCAUUGUGGGAAAACUUAUAGUACUUCUGCUACCCUUCAGAGACAUACAAAAAUUCACAGUGGUGUGAAACCCUAUGUAUGUAAGCAGUGUGGGAAGGCCUUCCUUGUUGCCCGUUACCUUAAAUCGCACGAACUCACUCACACUCGGGAAAAAUCGUACGUGUGUAAGCAGUGUGGGAAAGCCUUUCCGUUGUGGAGUCAGUGUCAGAAGCACAAAAUAACUCACAGUGGUGUGAAUCCCUAUGUUUGUAAGCAGUGUGGGAAAGGCUUCCCUUACUUCACGUCCCUACAGUCACACGAGAGAAUUCACACCGGUGAGAAGCCCUACGUGUGUAAGCACUGUGGGAAAAGCUUUGCUCAUUUUGGUAACCAUAGAAGACAUGAAAGAAUUCACACUAGUGAGAGACCCUAUGUGUGCAAGCAAUGUGGGAAACCUUUCAAUGACUAUGGUUCCUUUCAAUUACAUAAUAGAAUGCACACUGGAGAGAAACCCUACCAGUGUAAGCAGUGCGGGAAGGAUUUAGCUUCUUCUUCCUCCCUUCAAAGCCACGAAAGGAACCACUGUGGAGAGAAGCCCUAUGCGUGUGUGCAGUGCGGGAAAGCUUUCAGUUUUAAGAGCUCUCUUCGGAAACAUAAAAUAAUGCAUAGUGAAGAAAAACCCUAUGUGUGUAAGCAAUGUGGCAAAGCCUUUCGGCAUUUUUAUUUGCUUCGAGUACAUGAACGAGUCCACAGCGACGAGAGGCCGUAUCAGUGUAAGCAGUGUGGCAAAGCUUUUCAUUAUUCUUAUUACCUUAAAAAACACGAACGAAUCCACAGCAGUGAGAGGCCAUAUCAGUGUAAGCAAUGUGGAAAAGCUUUUUGUUAUUCUAAUUAUCUUAAAAGGCAUGAGAAGAGAGUCCACAGCAGUGACAGACCCCAUCAGUGUAAGCAGUGUGGAAAAGCCUUCCGGUCUUCUGAUCAGGUUGAAAAGCAUGAACGUGUCCACACUAAAGUCAGACCUAAUAAAUGUAAGAUGUGUGGAAAAGGCUUUAUAUUUCCUGGCCAGCUUCAUGCUUGUGACAGACCUUAUAUAUGUAAGCAAUGUGGGAAAGAAUUUCUGUUUCCAUAUCGGCUGCGAAGACAUGUGGUAAUUCAUAGUAGAACAAAGAAGAAGGGUGUUUUAAGUAAUGUGAAAAACUCAUCCCUUGGUUAGCUCUCACGGAAAUCAAACCACAUGAGAAUUAAACAGGUUAUGUUACAAUGUGGGAAUAUGGCAAGCAAGUCAUAAAGGAGAAAAUCUACUCUUUUUCUUUAAAUUUUUUUUUAGAUUUUAUUUAUUGUUAUAUUUAAGUACACUGUAGCUGUCUUCAGACACUCCAGAACAGGGCAUCAGAUCUGAUUACGGAUGGUUGUGAGCCAUCAUAUGGUUGCUGGGAUUUGAACUCAGGACCUUUGGAAGAGCAGUCAGUGAUCUUAACCGCUGAGCCAUCUCUCCAGCCCAAAUCUACUCUUUGAUCAAUGUGGCUUUUAGUAUUAAACGUUCCCUUCAAACCUCUGGAGAAAAGCUACAAGCUACGUGAUAAAGUCUUCUGAGAUCUCCUUGUGGAGAAGAUGUGAAAUAUCUCACACCAGAGAGAAAUCCUUAUACAUGCUCUGUGGAAAGCCUUUAGUUCUUAAGAGGCCCCCAUUCGACACUGAAGUAGUCAUUGUGGAGGGAAACCCUUCGUAUAUGUGUGGUGGUUUGAAUAAGAAUGCCCCCCCCCCACAUAUAUUUGAAUGUUUAGUUAGCAGAGAGUAGAACUGUUUGAAAUGAUUAGAAGGACUGGGAGGUAUCACCUUGUUGGACUAGAAGUAACCUUCUUGGAGGAAUUGUGUCACUAGGGGUAGGCUUUGAGAAUUCAAAAGCCUACUCCAGAUUCACUCUGCCACCCUCUCUUUUUCUGUGUCUGUGGAUUAGGAUAUAGCUUUCAGCUACUGCUCAGGAUCCAUGCUCCCAGCCAUGAUGAAAGUGUAAGCCAGCCCCCAUUAAAUGCUUUGUCAUUUUUCAUGG
This is a messenger RNA of Apodemus sylvaticus (European woodmouse), 2955 nucleotides long. Its product is annotated as zinc finger protein 878-like. Gene Ontology annotation, molecular function: DNA-binding transcription repressor activity, RNA polymerase II-specific. The transcript has 4 exons. The record is from RefSeq and is a predicted model, not a curated record. The coding region runs from base 142 to 2118 and encodes 658 amino acids. Lineage: Eukaryota; Metazoa; Chordata; Mammalia; Rodentia; Muridae. Gene Ontology annotation, biological process: negative regulation of transcription by RNA polymerase II.